Messenger RNA from Mesoplodon densirostris (Blainville's beaked whale), 8635 nucleotides. It is a transcript of the gene SYNE3, whose product is annotated as spectrin repeat containing nuclear envelope family member 3. The record is from RefSeq and is a predicted model, not a curated record. Gene Ontology annotation, biological process: nuclear migration. NCBI's taxonomy places the organism in Eukaryota, Metazoa, Chordata, Mammalia, Artiodactyla, Ziphiidae. Gene Ontology annotation, molecular function: actin filament binding. Gene Ontology annotation, cellular component: meiotic nuclear membrane microtubule tethering complex; cytoplasm; nuclear outer membrane. The coding region runs from base 40 to 3174 and encodes 1044 amino acids. The transcript is spliced from 18 exons.
CUGGACUACUGCUUCGGAAGUUGUUGAUUUCCAUCCUGGAUGCUGGGAGACCCCACGGCAGCCACACGAGUUGUUGAGCAGACAUCCAGGUCCCUACUGAACCAGGGUCCCACAGGAGCAUGGAUAAGGGCCCCAUGGCACCUCUCUUUGGGAGCUCCGAGAGCCCCACGCACACCCCCUGCAGGUGCCAUGACUCAGCAGCCGCAGGAGGGCUUCGCCAGGAGCAUGGGGGCUGCCCAGGAGUGGAUGAAGGCUGUGCAGAAGCGGCUGCAGAUCAAUGACAACACCCAGGGGCCCCGCGCAGCCCUGGAGGCCAGGCUGCGGGAGACCGAGAAAAUAUGCCAGCUAGAGCCAGAGGGCCGCAUGAAGGUGGACAUGGUGCUGCGGGCGGCCGAAGCCCUCCUGGCAUGCUGCCAAGAGGACCAGAAGCCCGCGAUCCUGGCCCGGCUGAGGGACGUCAAAGCCCAGUGGGAGGAGACGGUCACCUACAUGACCCACUGUCACAGCCGUAUUGAGUGGGUGUGGCUGCACUGGAGUGAGUACCUGCUGGCCCGGGAUGAGUUCUACCGCUGGUUCCAGAAGAUGACGGUGGUGCUCGAGCCCCCGGUGGAGCUGCAGCUGGGCCUGAAGGAGAAGCGCUGGCAGCUGAGCCACGCCCAGGUGCUGCUUCAGAACGUGGACAAUCAGGCCGUGCUCCUGGACCGGCUGCUGGAGGAGGCGGCCUCCCUGUUCAACAGGAUCGGGGACCCCAGCGUGGACGAAGACGCGCAGAGGAAGAUGAAGGCCGAGUACGACGCGGUGAAGACCAAAGCCCAGAACAGGGUGGACCUGCUGGAGCACGUGACCCAGGAGCAUGAGCAUUUCCAGGUGAGCGUGGAUGAGUUCCAGCUGUGGCUGAAGGCCGUGGUGGAGCGGGUGCAUGGCUGCAUGGGGCGCAAGUGCCAGCUGAGCACCAAGGACCGUCUCUCGGCGCUGCAGGACAUCGCCAGUGACUUUCCCAGGGCUGAGGAGUCUUUGAAGAGGCUGGAGGAGCAGGCCGGGGGGGUCAUCCACAACACCUCCCCUUUGGGCGCAGAGAAGAUCACCAAAGAACUGGAGGAGAUGCGGAAUGUUCUGGAGAAGCUGCGUGCACUCUGGGAGGAGGAGGAGGGGCGGCUGCAGGGCCUGCUCUGGUCCAGGGGAGCCUAUGAGCAACAGAGGAGGCAGCUGGAGGCUGAGCUGGCAGAGUUCAGGAAGGGCCUUCAGAGGUUGGCGGAGGAGGACCUGGAACCCGCGGCCAAAGCAGGGACCCAGGACGAGCUGGUGGCCCGCUGGAGACUCUACUCGGCCACGCGGGCGGCGCUGGCCGCGGAGGAGCCUCGGGUGGACAGGCUGCAGGCCCGGCUGAAGGAGCUCAUCGUGUUCCCCGAGGACCCGCAGCCCCUCGCGGACAGUGUGGUCGCUGCCAUCCAGGAGCACCAGAGCAUGAAGGCCAAGAGCAGCAGGCUGCGCAACGCCGCGGGCGUGGACCUGUGGCGGCAUUUCCAGCGGCCUCUGCAGGAGCUGCAUCUGUGGAGGGCUCUGGCCCAGAGGAUCGUGGAUGUCACCGCCAGCCUGCCAGACCUGCCCUCCGUCCACACCUUCCUGCCGCAGAUUGAGGUGGCCCUGGCGGAAAGCUCCCACCUGAAGGAGGAGCUGACGAUGCUGCAGCUGAAGAAAGACCUGCUGGGCGGCAUCUUUGGCCAGGAGAGAGCCACGGCCCUGCUGGAGCAGGUGGCAACUUCCGUGAGGGACAGAGACUUACUGCACAACCGCCUUCUGCAAAGGAAGAGCAAACUGCAGAGCUCACUCGCUCAACACAAAGAUUUCGGAGCGGCUUUUGAUCCCCUGCAGAGAAGGCUCUCAGAUCUCCAAAUCAGGGUCCAGGCUGAGAAUGGGCUUCAGCGGGACCUUCCUGGGAAACAGGCCCAGCUUUCGAGGUUGCAGGGGCUACAGGAGGAGGGGCUGGACCUGGGGGUGCAGGUGGAGGCCAUGAGGCCUCUCGUCCAGGGGAACUCCCACCACCAGCACAGAAUGGACCAGCUCUCCUCUGACCACCAGACCCUGCACAGGUCUCUGGAGGACCUUGUGGACACGUGCCAGCAGAGCGUGCGGGAACAUUGCACCUUCAGCCACGAAGUUCUGGAGCUGCGACAGUGGAUCUCCUUGCUCACGCAGAAGCUGGAGGCCCACCGCGUGGACACGGGCCCAUGGGAUGCCCAGUCCCGAGAGGUCGAUGUUGAGAAGCUGCUGGACGAAUUCCCGGGGAAGGAGGCCCAGCUGCCCCUGAUUGAAGCGCGCGGCCGGCUGGUGAUGGAGAAGUCUUCUCCGGAGGGGGCUGCUGCGGUCCAGAAGGAGCUGCAGGAGCUGGUGGCGUCUUGGGGGGCCCUGAGGCUGCUGGGGGAAAGCCUGCUGAGCCUCAUCAGAAACCAGCAGCUGCAGAGGAUGGAAGUGGAUUUGGGGAAGAAAAUGAUUUUCACCAACAACAUCCCAAAGACUGGGUUUCUCAUCACCCCCACGGAUCUUACUUUCCGACACCACCGUCAGACAAAUGUGCUUCAGGAGGAGGAAGGCAGCUGUGAAGAUUUCUCCCAGCUCCUGAGGAACUUUGAGCACCGGUUGCAGGUGGAUAAUUCCAAGUUGGUUAGAAUCAUCGCCAUGAGAACUGCCACCACCAAGGACCUGAGGACCAGAGAAACAAAACUACAGGAGCUGGAGGCUCGGGUACCAGAAGGUCAGCAUCUCUUUGAAAACCUCCUUCGUCUCAGGCCAGCAAGGGGGUCCUCAGAUAAGCUGGAGGAUCUGCGCUACCGGUGGAUGCUCUACAAGUCCAAACUAAAGGACUCCAGCCACCUGCUUACGCAGAGUUCUCCAGGGGAGCCGACUGGAUUCCAAAAGUGUUUUUGUCCAGUGGGAUCUUGUGGCAUUUUGGCCUUGGUCUGCAGUCAGCCCUGGAAAGCAGGAACAAUAACAGGUCGCUUUUAUGGCCACCUCCCAUCCAGAAGCCAAGCCCUACACCCAGAUGUCCAUGAAGAGGACUCUGAGCUGUCAGCAGAGAAGAACAACACUGACCCUCAUUCAGAGCCCAGUGACUCUUACUUUAGGUACAAUGAGAACAACCAUGCUUGUCUAGUUUUUAGAACGACAGCAGAUUAGAUGCUGUGGGUUAGAAGCAGAAAGGGUGCUGAUCCCAGGCAGGCUCAGUGGCAGCAAUGAAAAGUGACAAGUGAUGGAGUGAAAUUAAGGGAGGAAAAGAAGAACUCCAAAGAGCAGACCCAGAACUAAGAAAGCACAGUAGGGGGCUUCCCUGGUGGUGCAGCGGCAUCAGACGCGGGUUCGUGCCCCGGUCCGGGAAGAUCCCACAUACCACGGAGCGGCUGGGCUCGUGAGCCAUGGCAGCUGAGCCUGCGCAUCCGGAGCCUGUGCUCCGCAACGGGAGAGGCCACAAUGGUGAGAGGCCCGCUUACCGCCAAAAAAAAAAAAAGAAAGCACAGCAGAAUGGGGACCUCAAGGAGCCCGAAUAGCCCAGACCAGUGAUGAAGGUCCAUGGCCAGGACAGUGCGUCUUCAGAGAAUGUUUAGAUCGUGCCAUGUGUUCUCUGCUCUGUUCAGGGAGAAAAUGAAGGAGAGGAAGCUUGUUGUUAGGCUUUCCCCACAGAAUGAUGAGCACACUCUGUGUGUAGCACCCACCUGACAGUGCCAGGGAAGAUGUGUUACCCCCGUUGCUCUUAAGCUGAGUUUUCCAUCAUCUACGACUCAGGCUGAAGGGACAAAGGGGAGCAUCUGCCACGCCAGGGGCCAGAGAUCAAGGGUCCAAGGUAGAGAGUGGAGGUCCGCCGUGGAGCUCAGCCUGUCUGAAGGGCUCUCCCUCCUCCUCCCAGAAGGGACUUUGGAGAGAGGUGGGUCCUGUGUCCCACACAUGUGCCCACGAGGGACCCAGGGGCCAGGCACCCCACCAGGCCCCCUCUGCAGGGGCUUCGCAAUCGGGCCCAUGAACCACCUGGGCCCUGAGGCUGGAAGUACAUUCCUUCCUCCCCAAGGAAUUCUGGAAUGAUUCCUAAGUGCUUCAUAACUGGAUCAUAUUUCCCCUAAAUCAACACAAAAUUUUUCUUUUUAAAAAAUGCUUAGUUCCCACUCUUUACAAAUUGAUUUUGUCUGUUCAGCUACGCAUAGGAGACCAAGAGGGGAUUCCUCAGGCCUUUGAAAUCACAGUGUUAUAGGCCAAGAAAGACCUUUAAACAGAGGGGAAACCAAAGACCCAAGAGGGUCCAGACCCCCAGCCCGUGCCGCUGCCCCCUGCUCUCUGGAGCACAUGGACCCGUCCUUUCUAGCACAAGCCCAGCCUCAGCACAGCUCUCAGCACAGGGACCCCGGCGUCCCUGUAACUAGAAAGAGCUGGACAUCCACAGGGCGGGGAAACAGCGUCACCGACAAGGGCUCUCAGCGCUGACUCAAAGCACACUUUUCUCCAGAUAUUUAGAAACCAAGCCACAAAGCUGUUCUCCACAGGCGAUCACUUUACUGGAAAAUCAGGGGCUGUGUGAACCAAGACCUCAGGCCCAGGCAGCUGAGCCCAGAUGCCCACUGGCUUGCGUUGCUCCAGCCCAAGAAGGCCAACGCCGUGGCCAGGGCCUCUGAACAUCUCCUCUCCCACUCUCCCACUUCACAGCGAGCAGGCAGCGGCACAGAGAGGGGAAGCAACUUACCCACAGCCACACAGCAAGAGGUGGCCAAGGCCAGAGCUGAGCCUGGUCGCCGCUAACCCCAGGUGGCGCCCUGCUCGAGGUCGUCCCAUUCCCCCACCCCUAUCCGUAACUUCAGAAAGAAAAGGCUCGAAGGGUGUAAGCACAGUUGUGUCCUGCGUGUGGGCUUGGGGGAGAGGUGUAAUGUGUGGGCUGGUGGGUGGGAGUGUCUGCAUAUAUUUUUUAAACUUUGACAGUGAUGCCAUAGAGCUUGUUUGCAUAACUUUUUAAAAAAAAGAAUUGAUAUUUUCAUUACUUUCAUAUAAAUGCGGUGCCGAUAUGAUAUAACCAUCAUUUACUGGUGCUUUUCAAGUGUCAUCUCUUGCUUAAAGUGGGUGCAGACAUCUGUGAUUUUUAUGACUUUCUAGCUUCCUGAGCACCAACCUCGAAGAGCUUUAAUGUGCCUUUUGAGAAGGGUGUCGCAGUGGGACCUUCGUGUGUUUAUUUUUCCUCUGUCCCCCAGAGUGAGAGAGAUGGUAAGAUGUGUGAACAUCACUGCCCAGCGCAGGGGUGUGUGCGUGCGUGUGUGUGUGUGUGUGUGUGAGAGAGAGAGAGAGAGAGAGAGAGAGAGAGAGACAGAGACAGAGAGAGAGAGAGAGGAGAGAGACGGAGGAAGGGGGAGGGGAGGAGGAAGAGAGAAACACAGGUGAGCCUGAUCAAAGCUGCUGUUACCCUCCUUAGCUGUCUCCCCUGAUGAGGGACACGCCUGCCCCAGGGUGGCCACGUCUGGGGCAGUGGGGAGAUGGGGAGAGGUCCCUGCUUGCUCUGUGGAUCCCGAGAUGCCAGCGGCUCCCUUUGGAGUCUGUUACCUGAGUGUCUCUCACUGGUGGCAGCACAGUGACCCCCAGCAAAGCCUCUUGUGUUCCCAGCCCAGUCGGGAAUGCACCCUAAUUCCCUCUCUCUUGGGAACUCAGCUAAUGGGAGUGGCGUCUUCUCUCACCCCAGUAGGAUUGUCACCCGUCUGGGUCAGCAACAGAGGAGAGGUGGUCGGGCCAUGAGCUGUGAACACAGGCCCAGCAUUAAACACAUGGGCCCUACUUUUCAGGGCCUUUCCCAGAAGCCCCACCCAGACACUUCUGUCGACAUCUCACUGGUCAGAACUGUCACAUGGUUCCUCUGCAUCUCUCAGGAGUCUGGAAACACAUCCUCCAACAAAAUGGGCAUCUCUUAGCGACAAGGAGGGGUCGAGUGGAUUGGGGUGGCGCUUAGGUGUCUCGGCCCCAGUCAUCCUGACCCUCCGUGUCUUGGUCUCCUGCUCUGUCAGCAGAAUUUGGGGGCGUUCAUCAUUGAGGUGUGAAAAUGACCUUCCACCACUGCCCCCCACCUGCCUCCCCCGGUGACGGGGGUCCCUGAGUUUUUCAAGUCCCUCUCCCUCCCUAAGGUGUCACAGCCAUUCCCUCCACACUCAGGACACUUCUAGGUCCACCUUCUUGCAAGACUUGGGAACAGGUAAAUAAACCAAAAUAAAUCAAGUGCCCCUCUUGGCCAGAGCGUGUGCAGGGGCAGCCCUCCACGCGCCACCCGUCCUGGCCGUGUAGGCUCAGGGAUAAGUUUUUUUUUUUUUUUUUUUGCGGCACGCGGGCCUCUCACUGUUGUGGCCUCUCCCAUUGCGGAGCACAGGCUCUGGACGCGCAGGCUCAGCAGCCAUGGCUCACGGGCCCAGCCGCUCCGCGGCAUGUGGGAUCUUCCCGGACUGGGGCACGAACCCGCGUCCCCUGCGUCGGCAGGCGGACUCUCAACCACUAUGCCACCAGGGAAGCCCAGGGAUAAGCUUUUUAACACUUGUGUGUCUGCAUGCAGCCCAGGAAAUUUGUAGUUGCUUUAAUUUCUUCUGGAACAUGAGUUACUCCUGGGUGCAAAUCCUGGAAAGAGAGGUUCUCUUGAGCGUCUCCAGGCUGCCCCCCUUCCCCCCAUUUUCCAACAAAUCACUGCGGCCUGGAAAGGGAACGUGGGAGGACACAGCCACAGGUGGCUCCCAGCGUCCGACUGACAGAGCCUCCAGCAGAGGAGCAGAUUCAGAGGAUUUAAAUCAUCAUUUCUCCCUCCGUUUCAAUUACAAAAGAAAGGCCUUCUAUUCGUCAAAGUAAGCAGAAGGGGGCAUUCAUUUUUAAAAAGAAAUUAAAAAGACAAAAGCUCAUGGUUUAAAAACAGAUCUUAAAUCAGAGCACCCAGAGCCUGAAAGAACAGUCAGCCAAUUCAGCAUCCUCCAGUGCCUGCCUUUUGGUUGUCCUAGUAAUGUGACAGCUGCUUACAGGUUGGUACCCAACCAGCUUGUUCAGACAGGGGGCGGUAAUCAUACAGAGGAACCUCAGUUUCCCCGAGGGUCCCAGGCUUCCUUUCAGGAAUGCUUACUCCUAAGCUCAGCAACCAGAGCACAGGGUGGCAGCCCCUCUUCCUAUUCUGAUGGAAAUGGGAGGGAAGAAACAAACUGAGGACCUGCAAGAUGGCCCUGACUCCUUCCAGAGCCCUCACCGUGGGAUCAUGGUCUUGUUUUUAGAUGCUGAAACCAGAGCACAGAGAGGGUUAGCAACCUGCCUAAAAGCAACCGGCUUGUGCGUGAGUGGUUGAUUUGGGGCUUGUACCCCGGGUUGAUGGGCUCCAGGCCUCUCCGUGGAACUCCAGCCUCAGCUGCUUUUCUUUCCUUGGCAGGCCUGGGCUGCUGCUACUUUGGCAGCCGGUUAGCUAGUUGAGGGUAAUGUUCCAGAGGAAGGGUCGCAAGGCUUCUUUCUGAUGCCCACUCCCCCGGAGACAUGACAACACCAGGGUGAUGUGCCAGGGGACAGAGACGGGGUGCUUACCAUCCCCUGGAAAAACAGAAAUAGACCUCCUCUUGCAGGGCAGCUGGAGGGCAGAGUCGGCUUUGGGAUGUCGCUGCCUGUAGAACAGUUCUGAUUCCUUCCACUGGAGAAAAAAAGAGGCAUUUCUCUCCAGAGGCAGUGGCCUUGCAUGUUCUAGAGUUUUACAGGCGAGGAACAAGUGGACAGAGGAAGUUUUGUGUGCAUGUGGUGUGUGUGUGUGUGUGUGUGUACACAUCUAUGUGCAUGUGUGCAUGUGUGUGUAUGUGGACUACGUGUUCAUCUCCACCCAGAAGCACAGCUACGCAGCCCUUGUUUCCAGUCCUGGGCUUCCGGGCAGCAGAUACCACCAGCCUGUGGUCUCUGGGACCCUCAGGGUGACCAUGCUGGACCCAGGAUGUUUCCCCUGGUUCCAGCAUUUUAUGCCUCUUAUGGAAGCAACUGGUUGUUCCCCCUGCUGUUCUCCACACAAAGGGAAGGUCAGCUGACCCCCUGAGGUCUCUGCCAUCUGGAAACUCCCUCAGGCUGGUUUGGAAAAACGAUGCCCUCUCUUUUUCUCUGGCUAGCAUACAACCUGCUCUUAGAGGAAGACUUAGCUAAGUGGGUCCUAAUUUGCCCAUUUCUCUCUUGCUCUGUGUAUCUGUCUGUGUGUUUUAGAAACCAGUGAUGUUCAAAGAUGCCAAAAACCCAGGAAAUGAUAAUUUAACAGCUUGCGGAUAAAUAUAUCUUGGUUUCUGUCCCUUUUUCUGCUCUCAACCACUGUUUCUUAAAACAUUUAUGAUCUAAAUAUAUGUGAACGUGCAGUUACUAGCUCUACAUUCUCUUUUCAUUUAUGUUUGAUUUUGUAGGACUCCACUGAGGAAGUGUCAGCUUUUAUUCUUUUCAUUUGCUUAUUUAUAUUCAUUCAUGUUUUCUUUUAGAACAUGUUUAAGGCAAGAUUUGAAUGUAUACAGGGUCAACACAAUAAUGGUGAGGGUAGAAAUAACCUGUUUAUUGAUGUACACAAUCUAUUUUUAACCAAUAAAUGGAUUGGCUAGUUUUAAAAGAUGCCUCCAGAAUCAAGAAAGAGAGAGAGAGGGAG